AAGUCCCAGUUUUAAUCUGGACUAAUGUACUCUUUUGGGAUUUCGUACACUAAGACAACCCUUAUAUAUGAUUAUUUAAACAUAAUUUGCCCAAAGUAUUGUGACAACAACACCUCUGUUAAACCCACGAAUGGGACUAUCUUUAACUUCCGGGUUAUGGAGCAAUGACAUUGUGCCAAACAGAAGAAGUCAGGUCGCCGAGUAGCUUACAUAUUGUUACUGUCGCUUUGAAAGCUUAAAUUAGCACCUACAUAGUCAACAUGUCCUCCGCCACCACAGGCUUCACAGAGGAGCGACAGCACAUGGGAGCACAGUCGCCAGUGGGCGUGGAGUACGUCCCCACGGAAGAAGAGAAGAGGGUGUUCAGAGAGUGCAACCAGGAGAGCUUUUGGUACAGGUCGGUGCCCUUCUCUUUGGUGGGCGUGGCUAUCACUCAAGCCCUGGUUGCCAAAGGAACUCUGGCUGCAUCUCCAAGGUUUGGAUCUCUGCCCAAAGUGGCCUUCGCUGGCUUCUGUGGCUACCUGGCGGGGAAAAUGUCGUACAUGAAGACGUGCCAGGAGAAGUUCAAGAGGCUGGAGCACUCUCCUCUGGGAGACGCCCUCAGACAGAGGACAGGACUCCCCCCUCCCCGUUCCAAGGGUCCCCCGUCAGAGAUGAGUGAUCCAGACAACCCAACAUUUGACAUCAUGUUCCAGCAAGCAGAAGAGCCCAGACAGACGCCCCCCAACACCAGAGAUAAUGAAUACGGCUACAACACAGAGUCACCCAUGCCAAUGGGCAAAGCAGAUGACUUCAACGCUACAGCGGACGACGAGGAGCCCAGGAAGAAGGCCACCCUCUAUGAGAACCUGAGGCUCAAGAACCGAGAGAACUACGAGGUCACGCUCACUCAGAAGGCUGAGACGCUGCUCAAAACGUCGCCCGAGAAGGAGCCAGGGAGAUACAGGCAAGACGUGAAGAAAAACGCCUAUGGAGACUCCUGGGAGGACUGAGUGCCUAUUUGAAAUGAUCAUGCGGGUCUGUACACUGGCAUCCAGCAGUACAGUAGGCAGCCCAGUGGCCAUUUUGCUCCAGUGGGACUCAAGAGUUAUGAAGUUGUAUGAGUCUGUGAUACAUGUGUUUGCAAAAGAGUCAAUUAAACCGAAUUACAUGAGGAUUAAAACAGUUUCUCUCUCUGUGCUUUGAUUUUGAUCAGAAUGUAUUGUGUAUCUUUGUCCAUCUUCUAACACAAAAUUUUAACAAAAGGAAAAAUAAGCCAUAUUUUCAGCUUCAAUGCUCGUAAGAGUGCUGCUUGGGUGUCAUUUACUUUUAUAGUGUAAGAACACAAAACUGAUUACAUACACAGGGGAUUUUUCAAUGUGGGAGAUGUAAAUUCAAGACCUGUUGACAAGGUCUUUGAUCUAUUUUUUGUGAGAGAAACAGUCAGUAUUUGUAUGUUUUAAUUCAUGUCUGGAGGGGGGUCUUUAAAUAAAUCCAAAUACUUUGUUA
Molecule: messenger RNA, 1488 nt
Organism: Anarrhichthys ocellatus (wolf-eel)
Lineage: Eukaryota; Metazoa; Chordata; Actinopteri; Perciformes; Anarhichadidae
Product: OCIA domain-containing protein 1
Exons: 8
Coding region: 261-992 (243 amino acids)
Cellular component (GO): endosome
Source: RefSeq, a predicted model, not a curated record